ACACUCCGUAUAUGUGUGGGUAAUCGUACAUCUCUUCGUUCGUCCGUUGGCGAGUCUGUGUGCGAGGGAGCGAGUUUAAAGUGGGAUCGCGGCGGCUGGUGACGCAAGCGAGAACGGAGUAUACACACGUGUAGACAGUGAGGCAAGCAUAAUAUAAGUAUGCGUGUAUAUGUAUACGUAUUCACGCGAGCGGCGAGGAAAGACGGAGUAGAGAGAACAGCUGCGAGAGAAGUGGGGAUAGAAAAGCGGCAGUUUAUUUGUGCGCCGUAGAGACGAGCCCCCAACCUUUAUCCCGUAAGGUUGCUUCGCGUUCGCUCGUACAUUUUCCGUCUCACUCUAUUGAGCGCGCGCCGGCUCUAUAUCCGUCGUCGAGCGCGUUAGAGCCGAAUAUUUGGAGGCACGGCACACCUACUAGCCGCCGGCUAGACAAAGACCAACCGGAGAAACGUUCUAGAAACUUUUCCGCAAAGAGGGGGGAGAGAGAGAGAGAGAGAGAGAGAUAAAUCUAUGGGUGGCAUGAUGCGCGAGCGAUGAUGCUUUCGGUAUUUUUGAGGAAUUUUCACGCUAUCGCUUGUUAGGCGAGGAGGUAAUUUACCGGCGUUUGCCCCUCGCAGAAGGAGAGCCCCUUGGAUAUUCCUGAAAAACCUGAAUGCAAGAAGAAAAGUCUCUGCAGCAGCGCGAAGGGAGGAGGGAAGCAAGGCUGAAAAGCAACGCUGAGUCAUAAUUGCUUGGAAAUAAAAUGGGCCUCUCGAAUGCAUUCUCGGCUUUAGUCCGAUGCACAGAUUCUCUUAUUCUAGGCUUUCACGCUGGCGUCGCUUCUCGUGCCGCUGAGUCUGUGCAGGAAUCGAAGCAGCAGCGCCGGUAGCGUCGGCUCCGAGUUCGUUCCUAAUCCGACGUCGGACGUGACGGGUCCAUUGGCGAUCGGCAGAGUGGCGCGCGGCACGGUAAACGACAUCGUCUCGCGCAAUAUCACGAUGGUCCUCGAGAAUCUUCUCAUGAACUACGAGAACAGCCAGCUGCCCACACACGGCAAAGGUACCCCGACGGUGGUGAAGACCAACAUCUACAUCCGCAGCAUGGGACCCAUCUCGGAGCUCGACAUGGACUACUCGAUGGACUGCUACUUUCGCCAGUACUGGCGAGACUCCCGUCUCAGCUUCCUGGGUCCAAUAAAGUCGCUCAGCCUGAGCAUCAAGAUGCUCGAGAGGAUCUGGCGGCCCGACACCUAUUUCUACAACGGCAAACACAGCUACGUGCACACCAUUACGGUGCCCAACAAAUUGCUGAGGAUAACUCAAGAGGGCGACAUACUCUACUCCAUGAGACUGACCAUCAAGGCGAAGUGCACGAUGGACCUGAGGAAUUUCCCGAUGGACCGACAAUCCUGCCCCCUCAUUCUCGGAAGCUACGCCUACACGUCCGGGCAGCUGGUGUACGAGUGGCAGGACAACUCGAGCGUGAACUUCGUGCCGGGUAUGGCGCUGUCGCAGUUCGAUCUCAUGGGAUAUCCCUAUCGGAAUCUCACCUUCGUGAGGCGCGAGGGCGAGUUCUCCGUGCUCCAGGUGUCCUUCAAUCUGCAGAGACACACCGGAUACUUCCUCAUCCAGGUCUACGUUCCCUGCGUUCUCAUCGUAGUGCUCAGCUGGGUGUCUUUCUGGAUCCAUCGCGAGGCCACCAGCGAUCGAGUCGGAUUAGGAAUAACGACUGUGCUGACUCUGUCGACGAUUAGUCUGGAUUCGCGCAAGGACCUGCCGAAAGUCAAAUACGCCACGGCCUUAGACUGGUUCCUGCUGAUGAGCUUCGGCUACUGUAUCGCCACCCUCCUCGAGUUCGCCGGUGUGCAUUAUUUUACCAAGGUCGGCAGCGGCGAGUUUCCCCUCCAGGAGGAGUUCAUGGAGGAUGACGAGGCCGCGACGACCGACGCCGAGUGGGAGGACAUCGGCCGAGAAGUGUUGCCCGGAACCGAUUCGGACAAGGACGACGGCGGAUUCUGCACUGCCACAGCCACGACUGCUUGCGUGCACUCGGAGGUGUCCGGAGCUGGACUGACCAGCGCCACAGCCACGACGACCACGACGACGAACAGGCGGAGAGGAUCUUCGCUCUUCUGCGCGCUCUAUAACAAUUCGAAUUACGUUCGCUCGCAGGAUCAAGUGUACAGUCUGUCUCCCGACCCACGGCGCUCCAUGACCAUCACAGUGAGCAGCAAACCCUCGACGAUGGAGAGGCAGACGCAGACGGAACUCUGGCUGCCCAAGUGGCGGCAGUUUAUCUACUGCUUAAUGGGCGACAUGGCUUUCAGAAAGCGACGUCAGCGCGAAGCGGCGGACGGCUGUCGCAAGCACGGAGAACGCAUCGAGAGGUACAUAAACAGCGUGUCGCACAUCGACAGGGCGGCCAGGAUUGUGUUUCCGGCCUCGUUCACCUUGCUCAUCGUCUGCUACUGGAUGGUCUACGUCACGUAUCAGGAGGAAUUCAAGUGGCAGGACCCGCCGAUGGGCUCGCAAUCGCACUGAUGUAAUCGUCGACGAUGAUUUUCCUCGGGGGAAUCAAAAGAAUCGAGCUCGUUUUUGGAUUUUUUUUUUUCAGUAUUUCUCAGUAUUACUUAAUGAUUCGUUUGAUAUAUUGUGAUAAUAAGCCAAAGAUGAAUCUCGUUGUAAAACGCAGAUUAUGUAUUAUUACGUUUGUUGGAUGUGUAAAGUAAACCAGCAUCGAUUAUCGAUUAAGUACGUUUAAGUUAGCUAUCUAACAAAUUUUGUAAAUACAUACAAUAGGAGAAAAUAUUUUUAACGUAAAAUAUUAAAUACGAGUGAUUGAGAAAUGCUUGCCGAAACCACUCUAUUUGAAUGUUUAUUUAUUUCGCUUGUCGCAAAGCCUGUUAACGCAGUUUCUCGAGUAAUUCGGCUCACUGCAACUUGACGAAUAAAAUAUGUACUUGAGUUUACAUAGAGACCAAAUUUUCAACUAGAGCAUAUAAGCCUCCCGCGAAAGUAUUUUAAUCCGUUUAAAUAAGUGAAUAUACGCAUACGUCAUUUUUAAAUGGAACUGAAAAAAUUGAGAUACCGCUCUAUUCUGUGUGCUUUAGGCUUUCAAAACCGAAAUUUGCAUGAAGCUUGUAAUGAAGAGAUAAUGGGAAAAAUGUAUGGAAUCCUUUAUAAAUAUUUAAAAACGUUCGCUUUAAGGAAGAUAACAUAAGCCAAACGCGAAUAAAGUUCUCUGUGAAUGUAACCGUGAUAACGAAGUAGUGAAAGAAUAUUAUUCGUAUAGAAAUUAUACUUCAUUAUACCUAAGUUUUGCAAUGUGAGACAUAAAAUAGAUCAUAAGUAUGAAGCAGUAUUUUGUCCAAAAUAAAAAAACUGCAAUUCUACCUAUAGGCAUAUAGUAAGUAUGCUAAUUUGAGGAGGGUACGCGCGAUCAAAGAAUAUUUUCUAUUAUGAGCGAAAGAAUACUCGCAUACAAAAUAAAUAAUAACGCUGCAAACGUCUAAUUAAACAAUAUAUAUAUAUCAACAUGAAUAUAUAAUGCAAUCGAAAAAUGGGUAUAAAAAAGUACUAUAAAUAGCAUAAAUAAAAGAAGCCAAACAUAUACAUGAAGAACAAAAGGAUAUGUCAUAUGAAGCUGCGUGAAUUAUUAUCGUUGAGAAUGCAAUUCUUGACCGCCAAUAACGAAAUGCGCUGCAAUAAACCUGUUAUAUAUGUAACAUACAUUGUUUGAAGAGCUGUUAUGAAUGUUUGAAAUAAAAUCAGCAUGAAAACGUU
Messenger RNA from Nasonia vitripennis (jewel wasp), 3758 nucleotides. RefSeq names its product cys-loop ligand-gated ion channel subunit 8916. Bases 975 to 2516 code for a protein of 513 amino acids. Gene Ontology annotation, cellular component: neuron projection; membrane; synapse. The transcript has 12 exons. NCBI's taxonomy places the organism in Eukaryota, Metazoa, Arthropoda, Insecta, Hymenoptera, Pteromalidae. Gene Ontology annotation, molecular function: extracellular ligand-gated monoatomic ion channel activity; neurotransmitter receptor activity; GABA-A receptor activity. Gene Ontology annotation, biological process: chemical synaptic transmission; signal transduction; regulation of membrane potential. The record is from RefSeq and is a predicted model, not a curated record.